AUGCGACCAUCAUUAAGGCAUGAAGCCCUUGCGGGGGAUAUUCUCCACUCUAUGGUACUGGCCGAUACUCUAAAUGAUAAACCCACAGUCUAUAGAAAGAAGAGAGUCAACAAGAGAGAAGAGGCGAAUAGGGUUCAUUACAUCAAACAAGAUCCCUUAACUCCAUCCACAAGUCAAACAUCUUCCAUAGUGGAUGCUUCUAGUUUAUUAUGGGAGGCGGAGAUGCUAUUACAACAAUCCCCUGUUCCCCACUAUACAAGGAACAAUACUAUUCUCUCAAGGGCCAUUAAUAAUAAUAAUAAUAAUAAUAAUAAUAUAAACUCUCAUGAUGGCUAUAUUGGGACCGUGAAUAUGGGAAGAGAGUUCUCAGCACAAACAACAUCUCCCUCUCUCUUCACAGGAGAACAACAGAGAUCACAGAGUAUGGUAGAUACACAGCAAGCACCCACCGUAAAGGAUGUUGUUAACAUCAAUAAAAACAAGUUGGAGCCUUCAGAUGUCUUCAACUCACAAUGGUUGCCCUCUCGUGAUGAAUACCAUUAUGAGACUCCACAAAAACAGUGGAAUACGUCAAAACACACAAAUGAUAAUCCUAAAGGUAUGAAGACUUAUAUAAAUACACAAUCUGAACCAUUAAUGACUUCUGCAGGAGAACCCACUACCAGAACCUCUGUUGUAUAUACACAAUUCCCAAAAUCCCAACAAAACACAUCACAAACGAUGGACUUUUUCUCUUCUUCUUCCUCCUCUAAAGAUCAACAUAUCGAUGCGGCGACUAUUCGUGAUGUUAUUCUUUCUAUUAAAGAGGCUCGCCUGUUGCGUCGCAAACAACUUUUAUCAUAUAAUAAAGGAACUUCCUCUUCCUCUUCCUCUACUACUACUACACCUUUCUCAUUUAUGCAACGUCUUGAUAUUCCACGUUCCACACACUUAGAUACAGUUGAAGCCCUUCAUGAGGCCAAACAAUUACUACAAAGAGAACGUAAAUGGUUGAAUAUGCGUUGUACAAUUCUCUACGACCGCUUACAGCAAUUAUCUCACCACCGUGGAAUGGUGGUUCACCGCCUAAACGAGGUAUACGGAGAAAACCCCGUGAACAUCGACUCUGCAGCAUAA
Molecule: messenger RNA, 1116 nt
Organism: Trypanosoma theileri
Lineage: Eukaryota; Euglenozoa; Kinetoplastea; Trypanosomatida; Trypanosomatidae
Exons: 1
Coding region: 1-1116 (371 amino acids)
Source: RefSeq, a predicted model, not a curated record